CCUUCAAGUGCUUUCAAGAUGGAUAUCUCUUCCCUGCUAGAGGGCUCUAGAGANCCCCCUGUACCUUCGCCAGGCUCGUCCUCGCGUUAUCCUACCAGCAACUCUCUUCCCAGACUUGACAUGGACUCGGGUUACACUCACAACACACAACCUAAUCUGAUGCCUCUACAACCAAGCAUCCAACAAUCCUUGCCUACUCGCUUCCAACCACCUACUUUCUCAUCACAAAGCUUCAACCCUCAACUACCGCCUUACCACCAACAGCAGAACUUUGGCCAGCUACCUCCUAUCACAACCCAGGAUCAAAGGCUACCUCCGCCACCCGUCAAUGGUUACACGGCCAAUGGCCCGGUUAACAAGCGAUUAGCUCCUUCUGGGCCUCAUCCAUCUGAGUCUCCAGCCAAGAAGAAGCAAUCCAAGUGGAGCCCCGAGGAGGAUGCUGCCAUCAUUGAGCUUCGUGGCAAUGGCAUGAAGUGGGAAGACAUUUCCAAGCAUUUGCCUGGCCGCAGUGCCAUCAGCUGCAGACUUCGCUUCCAGAACUACCUUGAGCGUCGGUCUGAGUGGGACGACGAGAAGAAGAACAAGCUUGCCCGUCUCUACGAAAGGUUCAAGAAGGACAUGUGGGAGAAGAUCGCCAAAGAGAUGGCCUUGCCAUGGCGAGCUGCCGAGGCAAUGCACUGGCAAAUUGGUGAAGUCGAGAUGGCUAGCCGUGCCAAUGUUCCCGUUUUCCAUCUGGCUGGUUCCGCUUCGCAAUCUCAAUCACAGUCACAAACAGCUGCUGCCAGAGCACAACAUUACUACUCUGCAUCGAGCUCAACCUCAGCUUCGGCCGGCCAUGGUGAGCCCCGUAGCAACAGCACCUCACCUACCACAUCGGCCCACGGUCACUACCAGCUUCCUUAUACUUUCGCUCAACAAACCCACAACCACGCUUUACCGCAGAUGGUCCAAUCACAACCUCUCUCACCUGGUAGCGCAAGGUCGCGCAGAAACAGUGCAACCUCGCUCAACGGUACAGAUAUCAGAACCCGUGCAGAUAGUGCACGCGAUUCUGUCAUUCCUCAACCGCGAACAACCCUUGAACCAAAUCGACAGCACAUUCACAAGCGCUAUGUUAGCCCCUUCGCCGACAAAGUCUCGGACAGCGAGACGAAUUGA
This is a messenger RNA of Aureobasidium vineae, 1158 nucleotides long. Lineage: Eukaryota; Fungi; Ascomycota; Dothideomycetes; Dothideales; Saccotheciaceae. The record is from the annotation of a GenBank genome assembly.